Messenger RNA from Hippoglossus stenolepis (Pacific halibut), 2576 nucleotides. Its product is annotated as complement component C1q receptor. Gene Ontology annotation, cellular component: extracellular matrix; external side of plasma membrane; membrane. Gene Ontology annotation, molecular function: extracellular matrix protein binding; transmembrane signaling receptor activity; extracellular matrix binding. Lineage: Eukaryota; Metazoa; Chordata; Actinopteri; Pleuronectiformes; Pleuronectidae. The coding region runs from base 675 to 1724 and encodes 349 amino acids. The transcript is spliced from 2 exons. The record is from RefSeq and is a predicted model, not a curated record. Gene Ontology annotation, biological process: cell migration.
ACAUCGUUUUUGCGAAAGCACACACCGACUCCACAUUAACUUCAGUGACCUCCGACGUGUGAAGCCGGGAGUCGUUGCUGCCGACGUGAAUUACGAUCUUACUGUAUUUACGUUUAGUUUUAGCCAGCAGCUUCAGUUUGGAUUCGAUGUCGCCGGCUCUGGCCCCUGGCAUGCAAUUGACUAUGGUCGCUGGUGUCGCUACCCUCUCGUUUCUCAGAACCGAGUCGCCAAUGACCAGAGUUUGCUUCUCAACGGGUGCGUCGCUGAGUGGAGAGAAUCGGUUUGAAACGUGAGCUGGUGGCUCUUUAAUCGUGGGCUUUUUAAGGGUAGCACUAUGCCCCCUCCGGACAGUCACCCAGCCGCCCUGGGCUCCCGGCUGCACGGGACAAGUCGAGGGACUGCUAGCUGAGGCUAAGCUACGUGCUAAGCUAGGCGGCUCCGCGGCGGCUGGCUAACUACAGCUAACGGAGCUUCUAAGUCGCUAAGCCUCGCCUCCAUCGCUACCAAUACACGACAUUUGUUACAUGUACCACUACUGUUAAAGGAGGCAGAGGAGUAAGUGAACACGAGACACUCGGAGCAGCAGAGAGCUCUUCAAACAGAAGAAUCCGGUGACACGCAGAUGGAAAGACACAGAAUCGCUGAAGCACCAAAGAGUGGGGGCAGGGUGUGGCAUGAAGCAGGCAGGCAUCUGUAGGCCUGUUUGUACUGGUGGGGACUGUAUUACUGUUAACCAGGACAAAGUGGACUUCAGAACAGCAGAGACAGCAUGUGGAGAUAGGAGCGGAGAACUACUGACGCUUCAUCCUGAGACAGAUGGGAGCAUCCUCCACACUUUGAGUCAGGAGUUGUCUGGAAACUUCUGGAUCGGACUGCGUUUACCAGCUGGCGCAUGUAGCAACCUCUCAUCUCCACUCAGAGGCUAUGAGUGGAUCUCUGGUAGCACACAGAAGAGCUUUAUCCCAUCCUCCGACACCUGGAAACACAGCACUGAAGUCUGCUCUCCGCACUGUGUGUCCCUUUCAAACGAUCAAAAGUGGACAGAGAGACUGUGCUCAGAGGAAACUGAUGGAUAUCUGUGCAGAACACAGCACAAAGACGCGUGCCAGGCACAGGAAUUAUCGGAUCCAACUUUUUUCGUAAGCUCUAAAGGCUGUUCAACAGGCCCUUGUGAGCACAAAUGCACGGACGUAAAAGGAGGUUAUAUAUGCUCUUGCUUCACAGGAUACAUCCAAGACAGCAAAGACCCCAGGCAGUGCAAAGUGCAUUGUGGCGAGAGGAAAUGCCCAUGUUCAGGACACAGUGGGGGCGAAUGCUUCUGUCCUGAGGGCUACAUCCAGAACUUGAGUUUCUGUGAGGACAUCGAUGAAUGUUUGCAACAGUCUUGUGAACAAGACUGUAAAAACACUUUUGGAGAUUUUGAGUGCUCCUGCGGAGAAGGAUUUGUACUUGAAAGCAAAUACAGUUGCGUCAAAGCAAAAGACAGAGAGAGUUUUUUCACCAUGACUCCUGUUAGCGUGCGUGCUACCAAACCUGCUGUUGAUAAUACCCCGAAGACGUCUUCUGCACCUGCUGGAGGGUUUCUCUGGGUAUGGGUUUUUGCUGCUGCGGCUGUGGUGGUGUUAAUCUGUGUGGUGAGGUUUUAUGUUGUGAGGCGUCAGAAGCGCAGAGAACAAAACUCCACUCAACAGUAUCCUGCUCCUGUGGAUGAUAAUGAGUGUUAACGCUGAGUCCACCAGAUUUAAUAUUCAUGGUUUGGUAUUUUGUGAACUGUUAAGCCUCAAUUUUCUGAACAGUGCACCGUAAGACAUUUACCUGAGGAAAUAUGUUAACAUGGAUACAUUUUAAAUGCGAGCAGGCUAUUGUGAAUUCACUCUCAGUUUCACAUAUGCAUCAUUAAAAUCAACAAUAAUGGGAAAGAAUAUUUUGAAAGUCAAUUCAUUAUUAUAUUCAGAUUAAGUGCAUGAAUACAAAUAUAAGCAAUUUAAUUCAAAACUAUCAGAUAAUUUGCAGUAGUUAAGAUAAAAUACACUGUGUUAUGAAAUGGAGCUCAAUAAAGAUCAAAUCUGAUAAACUGGAAAUCAUCAAGUGUUAGUUCCUUAAAAUGACCCUGAAAUAAAUGUACCAUGUUUCUUUGGGCAUUUAAAUAGAGUAAUCAUUUGUAUAUGUGCAUAUCCAUUCAACUUAAUGUAAAAAUAUGGAGUAUUGAAAUAAAUGUUCUUUAACCCUGAUCCUAAGUGGAACACAGAGGAGGUGACUGUACACGUGGUCAUUCAUGAGACAUGUUAAAUAAUUAAAAUCUGAAUUAUUCAAACGAAUCAAUGCUCCAUUUCCUUCAUCAUGCAUGCUCUUAGAGCGCCAUCUACCGUUUUGCUCAACAAAUUGCAGUAACAGUUAUCGCCAGUCUGCGUUGGUUUCAGUUAUAGUUUGAAAGAAACUUUGCCUGAUCUUAUUGUUUAGCUACCUGCUGAAUGAACAGUACUUACUUCAUGUUUUGUAAACAACCAGUUUUCUGAAGAAAAGUGGACAAGUUAUAGACAAAAUAAAAAAAAUAAAUAAAUAAAUAUAUAUAUAUA